AUGUCUGCCCAGCCUAGCAAGAGAUCCAAAGUCGACCCAGAGCCCAGCUCCAAUCACGAUAUGGAUCAUACUAAUAACACCGUUGACAGCGUUGACAAUAAUGCCAUUGAGAUCGACAAUCGCCUCAGCGACAUUGAGGGUCCCAACAAUGACAACCCCAGCGACGUUGACGAUAAUGCUAGUGAUCGGAGUGAUACUCUUGUGAAGGAGAAUAGGGAUGUCAGUAUGGAUAACAGGGAAGACUGCGACUUGAGGUGCAAGGACAGGAACAACCGCAAAACUAUGGAGCAUAAAAUACAACUUAAACCCAAUUCUUCCAGGCAACGUAGUGUCCAGUCCCUCAAGCGCUAUGCCUUCAAGACACAUAUUCAAAUUUCACAAGAUAAGCUCUCCGCAAAUAGCGCCCAGUCGAAGGGUAUGAUGGCCCUCGCCAUUGCCAAGACAUCAUCCACGGCUAACGCCAAGUCAAAGCAGAAGUCUUUGAUGCGACGUGGACUAGCGACCUGCGAAGCUGAUGACAAUGCCACAGACCGUGAUAAUGACACAGACUUUGAUGGAAGUGGCAGCACCGCUCAUGUCCAAGGAAAGAUGCACCACCGUCACUCACACACCCUCCAGAAGAAGAAUGAUCCGGUGUUCUUCCUAAUCAAGCAACUGCACGUACAACUGGCGCAGCAUGUCACAGGCUUUGAUACACCCGUUGAAAUUGAAGCAUACGUUGAAUGGGCCGUCCCCCAAACUCAGGCCUUUCAUGAUGAUGAAGGCAGAGGAAACGCUCCACCUCCGAUCUUCCCAUUCAUGUGGGCCAAUGUUGACGAGAGCGACUCUGAGAAUCCAAUAGGGAAGGGGCCGUUUCAGCACAAGACAAUCCUCGAUACAUUUGCCUUCUAUCUCGAAAGUAUAGCUGCGAUACCUGACAGCCUCCGGAAGACCUCGUCCCCCAAAGCUGCACUUGCCCUUGCAACUGUCGUGGUCGAGAGAGCAUGGAAGCAAUGGGCUACAGGUGAAUUAGUCCAGGGCUCAUUCGAUGAUAAAUUUUCGUCGGCGAUGUGGAAUCUUCCAACACAAGAGGUCCUUGAAUCCAUCGACAAACUCAAACCUCGCACAUGGACGAAAAUACUCGAAGGAGCUGCAGCACUUCAUUGGGGCCCAUAA
Suillus discolor is the source of this 1155-nucleotide messenger RNA. RefSeq lists its product as uncharacterized. The record is from RefSeq and is a predicted model, not a curated record. Lineage: Eukaryota; Fungi; Basidiomycota; Agaricomycetes; Boletales; Suillaceae. The transcript is spliced from 8 exons. The coding region runs from base 1 to 1155 and encodes 384 amino acids.